This is a messenger RNA of Fimicolochytrium jonesii, 1969 nucleotides long. Its product is annotated as Rab3 GTPase-activating protein regulatory subunit N-terminus-domain-containing protein. Lineage: Eukaryota; Fungi; Chytridiomycota; Chytridiomycetes; Spizellomycetales; Powellomycetaceae. The coding region runs from base 132 to 1784 and encodes 550 amino acids. Gene Ontology annotation, biological process: regulation of GTPase activity. The transcript is spliced from 7 exons. The record is from RefSeq and is a predicted model, not a curated record.
CGAAAAAUACACUGUACGAGAGGUAGCUAAACAGCUUCUGUGCGGCAAAGAAGCUGCAAAGCCAUAAACGCAGCUCCAAGUCCACUCUCAAAGCCUCGAGCGAGAACAAUUGGCUAUACCUUGAACGAAGGAUGCAACCCGCGGGAUCGCCAGACCCCCGAAACAGCCGUGUCUGGCGGAAACUCUCGCCCGAAGCCCUAGACAGUCUACGAGGCCCGAUCCUGUUACGGCAGACGAGCAGCAUCGAGGAGAACUGGAGGUGGGGCGCGGAGGACUCUAGCGCUGUUGAGGAACACGAUGGAGCAAGUUGGGAUGCUGACUGGGAAUGGGGGGCCGAGAGCAAACAUCAAAACGGAAACACCCGCCCCGCGUUGCCAACCUCGCCAAUAUGCCAGUUUGCCUCACUAUCGCAUGACGCAAACUAUCUUGUCUGCGCCACGGAUCGCUUGUUUGUGGUACUAAAAGCGGGACAGUCACAGGAGUACGCGCUGGUUGGGAAGGGGGUGCCUGAGGAUAGGGAUGAACAGAUCACAGCGGUCACAUGCGCACCGCUAUUCAUUCCCUCGAAUGUAAAAAGCGGUGUAUCGAUAUCCGUGAUAGUUGGCUUCUCGUCCGGCUACUUCAGGAUAUACGAUGAGCGUGGUCGGCUCCUAAUCUCCCAUCUCCUAAAUCUCUCCCCCGUAAUCGGCAUCAAAAUCCGGACAAUCACGCCCACCUCCCUCGCCACCUCCAUCGAACCCGACGGCGACGAAGUCCUUAUCAUCUACGGCGACUCCAAAGCCGUCAGCAUCGACGGCCCGAGCGUGUGGAUGGCCAUCAAAGUGGUCGCGGGUUACAAAGACUUCGGCGAAACCUUGGAGCAGCCCGCCCUCGUGUACAAGAAAUGGCAGUUCGAUAAACAGAAGCGGAUACUGGAUAUGGUCAGUUUGGGCCCUGCGAGCGCGACGGUGAUUAGCCCGCCGGCUUUUCACCCGGUUUCGAGCACGUUUCUGAGCACGAGACGGACGGCGAGGUAUAUUGGGGUGGGGAGGCCGAUGAUUACGUUUUAUGCGACGUCGGAGGCGGGGAGGUCGCAUUCGUUGAAGAAUGUUGCGACGAAGGUUACGAGUGCUGUUACAAACGCAAUGUUCUCCUUCGCCAAAACAAUCUGGACCCACACCCCCACCUCCCUCACCUCUGCCUACCCGCCCUCCACCCCCUCCCCUCCCGGCACUCCCACAUCCUCAACACCCACCCUCCCCGACACAGUAGCCCCGCCCGUGCGCAUGCCCGCCCUCUGCACCCUCUCCGACACCCAACGCCAAAUCACCUCCAUCAAACUGUCCCCCCCCUGCACGCUCACGGGGAAAUCGAAACUGGCGGCGGUGACGGAUUCGCUGGGGAGGUGCAUGCUCGUGGAUGUGGAGGAGGCGAUGGUCGUGCGGGUGUUCAAGGGAGUGAGGGAUGCGCAGUGUGGGUGGGUGCAGGUUGAGGCGGGGUUGCGGGGGGGCUCAGGCGGGCGACAUGACACACCAGAGGGAUCGAGACGGAGAGGGAAACCCCCCACCCUUCUACUUGCAAUCUACGUCGCGCGCGGCGUGCUGGAGCUGUACCACGUACGCCACGGCCCGCGCGUCGCGGCGCUUGCGGUCGAUAGGGAGUGUAAGUUGGUGCAGACGGCCACCGGGGUGUUGGGUGGGGCUUAUGGUGGGCAGGGCGGGCCGGGGACGGGCGGGUUGGCGCAGUGUGUGUUGGUUGGGCCGACAGGGGAGGUGAGGCGGGUUAGGCCUGAGGGGUGUUUCUGAAGGCUUGGGGUGGGAUAUCAUCCCCAUUUACGCUUUGCCGUUCCGAUAUCAUUUGUACAUACGACAUAUUUGGGUCUCUGGGAUCUACCCCUCACUGCGAAUCAUAACGGCAAUAGACGCAAAGACCCCCGCCAUUAAGCUGUCUACUUAUACUGUCGGAAGGGAGUAAAGGCGGGAAUCAACAC